AUGCUACUGGCAUUGGCUGCUAUUAAAGGAUGGACUCUACACAAACUAGAUGUGAACAAUGUUUUUCUUCAUGGUGACCUAGUUGAAGAAGUCUACAUGAAACUCCCUCCUGGAUUUACUCCUCAAAAACCUAGUCAGGUGUGCAGAUUAAUAAAAAGCCUCUAUGGUUUGAAACAAGCAAGUAGACAGUGGAAUAUGAAGCUGACUCAAGAGUUGUUACAUAUGGGUUUCAGGCAAGCUCUAUCUAAUUCCUCUCUAUUUCUUAAAGUUGAAGGAGAUAGUUUUGUAGCUCUACUUGUCUAUGUUGAUGAUGUUGUGAUAGCAAGUCCAGAUUCAAAUCAAGUUCAGCAGAUCAAAAGGCAUUUAGACAAUAUCUUUCAUAUUAAAGAUUUAUGCCCCUUGAAGUUCUUUCUUGGGUUAGAGAUUGCAAGGAAUAGCUCUGGAAUUUCCAUGACACAAAGAAAAUAUGCAUUAGAACUCUUAGAGGAAAUAGUAUUUACAGACUGCAAGCCAGCAAAAACACCUAUGGCUACCUCAGCUAGGUUCAGCAAAGACAUUGUUGAAAAACUUGAAGUUGUCUCUCAAUAUAGAGGGCUUGUGGGAAAGCUAUUGUAUCUAACAAUCACAAGGCCUAACAUUAGCUAUGCCACUCAACAAUUAUCUCAAUUUUUAGAUUGUCCUACCAACAUACAUAUGCAAGCCGCUCACAGAAUUAUAAGAUACAUUAAGGCAGCUCUAGGUCAGGGUCUCUUCUUCUCAGCAAAGUCUUCCUUACAGCUGAAGGGAUUCACUGAUUCAGACUGGGUUGCUUGUCCAGACACCAGGAGAGCACUCACUGGAUUUUGCAUAUUCCUUGGCACCUCACUGGUAUCUUGGAAAUCCAAAAAGCAGGUCACAAUCUCAAGGAGUUCCUCUGAAGCUGAAUACAGAGCUUUAACAUCUACAACAUGUGAAAUUCAAUGGCUUCUAUACCUUCUGCAAGACUUAGGGGUUAUUGAAAAUCCUUCAGCUUCAUUGUGUUUUGACAACAAAUCUGCCAUUGCCAUAGUUGAGAACCCUGUGUUCCAUGAAAGAACAAAACCUAUUGAGUUAGAUUGUCACCUAGUAAGGGAAAAGCUACAAAAAGGAGUCCUAAAACUUCUACAUGUCUCCACCUCUAAUCAGCUUGCAGAUGUCUUUACAAAACCCUUGCACGGAAUAGUUUCCAUGAUAUUAUUUCCAAGCUUGAGCUACAUAAUAUGUAUCUUCCAGCUUCCGGGGUGGGAAGGGGGGGUUGUGAACUCAUACAACAGGUCAAACAAGAAGUCAAGUCACGAAGAUUUAGUUGAAGAUUAG
Molecule: messenger RNA, 1335 nt
Organism: Ipomoea nil (Japanese morning glory)
Lineage: Eukaryota; Viridiplantae; Streptophyta; Magnoliopsida; Solanales; Convolvulaceae
Exons: 1
Coding region: 1-1335 (444 amino acids)
Source: RefSeq, a predicted model, not a curated record